Symbiodinium sp. CCMP2592 is the source of this 2136-nucleotide messenger RNA. NCBI's taxonomy places the organism in Eukaryota, Dinophyceae, Suessiales, Symbiodiniaceae. The record is from the annotation of a GenBank genome assembly.
AUGGUCAUCCUGUACAGCAGCAGUGAGUGGUUGGAGGUGCUCUCCAGGUACGCUGGGACUGUUUGGCCGCACAUUUGGGGCAAAUGGCUGGCCUCUUCACUGUAUUCGAUUGCAGCCUACCUCUUCGCCCUUGAGACCGGGCUGCAGUUUGGCACGGAACAUCAUUCAAUGCUGCUGCCUCUCUCGGUGACCUUCCUCCUGAUCUUCCGCGCGAACGAGGCCUAUGCCAGGUACUGGCUGGGGCGGUCCACCUUGUCGAACUACAUCUCUGAAGUCCGAGAAGUGCUGUUGCUGUCGAUCAUUUAUGUGCGUGGUGGGCUCGAGUCCUCAAUCCAUCUGUUCCAUCAAGGACCUGGGGUUACUGUUCCGUCUUCUGUCAAGCCUGACCACUACGACGAGAAGGCGAGGAGCUAUCGAGUCGACGUCGCACGCCUGAGCGUGGCUCUGGCCGUCGCAUUCAAACUGCACACGAGCAUCGCCCUGGACGGAUACUGUUUCGGCAGUAUUGACAAGGAAGCCAAGUGGUUCCUAGACUGGGACAGGUUAAGAUUGUUACAGCUUCUGACAGAGGAGGAGUUCGAGAUUGUGAACCGAUGCAUUGGCUUGGGAGAGGAUGAGUCAGUGCCGGAGACUCGACGUCGGCUAGCGAGCCAGUUCCACAACGCGCGGACCUUGGAGGGGCCUCCCAGUUCUUGGGACGAGGAGUUUCCUGUGCGAUUUGAUCAAUUUGUCCGCGUGCCGGUUGCUAUCGUCUGGUUCCUCAGAGAGGUGCUUUUCAGGAACAUGAACGACCCUUUCAACACUCAGCCUUGGGGUAUCAAGGAUCGCUUUGUGGGCGCCUUGGUCCAUUUGCUCGGUGGCAUUUUGGAGUCCUUCGAGACGGCGCAUAUGGUCUGUACGACACCCAUCCCGUUACCCUAUGCGAACUUGUGCAAGACCUUGUUAUGCUUCUACAUGAUCUCUGCUCCUUUUUUCGUGGAUUCGAGCCGGGGUUGGUUUGCAAACACGGUGGUGCCCUCCGUAAUCUCCUUCGCCUUGCUGGGCGUGGACUCCAUCGCCACAGAGCUCGAGAAUCCCUUCGGGGACGACGUGAACGACUUGGACCAACUGGAGCAGGUGCAUAUCCUUGAGCGCGAGGCUAUGGAGCUCCUGAGACAGUCAGGGGAUAUUAGAGGCUGCAGCGUCUUCGGCUGGCAGGAGGUUCCGGACUUUGUGAGCAACAAGUGCUGCCGCAGUCUGAAGACGCAGCUGGUGGUCAAAGACCUCGCCCAGUUGCAGGUGAUGCCUCUUGUCGCCGAGGAGGACGUGGUGCCUGCAUGGCUGCUGGACAGAAAGGAGGAGUCCCGGCAGAAGGCGGCAGCCUGGACGCCUGCACUGCACAAGGUCAUGGCCGACUGGUGCAAGAACCUACCACUUUACCGGUUGUCCGUGAGCCUCUUGAAAAGUGAUUGGGUGAGAGCAUUGCUCGUCUUCUGCUUCAGCCCACUGGUGCCCGUGGUGCUGGCUCUUUCCUGCUUGAACCAGAAGGUUCGCAAGUGGCGGGGCCUCCCGACAAUCACCUACGAGGCAGAGGAAUCGGUCGCUCUGGCACCGAACAGUGACGCGGAGCAGCUCUGGCUCACGCAGCGAGUCUCCUUCCAGGUGGAGGCAAUGCGUUUGGACUGGGACUGGAUCUCCAUCUUCAUGAAGAUGUAUGUCUUCGGUCUCCUCAUGCUCCUCUACGUGACUUUUCCUAUCCUGCUGAACAUCUUCCUCUCCUGGCUCAGCUCGGCACUUCAGGGCUUUGACUUCGGCUUGGUGUGCCUCUGCAUCGUUGUAGCAGGCAUGUGCUGCUUUCUUCUGCCUCCGGUGCCCGGCGUGCCUGUCUACCUUUUCGCCGGCAUCAUCAUCGCGGAUAAGUGUCCCCUGGGCUUCGAGGCCGGUGCGGGCAUCGCCAUUGCCGUGGGGUUCAUUCUGAAGCUCAUGGCUUGUGCCAUGCAGCAGAAGCUCAUCGGGGAGCGCCUGGGCGCAAACCUGACCAUUCGCACACAGGUCGGGAUCAACACACCGAUGAUCCGUGCCAUUGAGGACGGAACAGUCGUAUCACCGUGCUUUGUGUUCUGGCAACGCUGGGGCCUUCGUUUUUGCAGAUGUUGA